AUGAGUUUCUCGUCAAUAAAAAUCAAAGAACUUCAGGAACUCAUCGAUAAAAAAAAAGAAGAAAAUAAACUCUUGUUAAAAGAAAAAGAAGAAUGCGAAAAAAUAAACCACAACAAUCAACAAAUCAUUGAAGAAAACGAAAUUUUGAAAGAAAAAGACUUUGAAAACAAAAUAUUAGAAAUAAGACCAAAAUUAGAUGGUGUAUACAAAGUGCUUGGAAUUUUUAUCAAAAAUAAUAGUCUUGAAAACGAAAAAAAAUAUAUAGACGAAUCAUUAGAUAAUUUUAAAAUAAUCUAUAAUGAAAACGAUUCAUUAGAAACUAAAAUGGAUCUUCUCAUAGAAAUUA
This is a messenger RNA of Racocetra persica, 346 nucleotides long. NCBI's taxonomy places the organism in Eukaryota, Fungi, Glomeromycota, Glomeromycetes, Diversisporales, Gigasporaceae. The record is from the annotation of a GenBank genome assembly.